AUGGCGUCUACAUCCAACCUGCAGUCGCGUGCCAAGGGCAUGCACUCGGAAGCGCUCGACAAGUACGACGACCUGCACGAGCCCAUCCCCACCGAGGAGCAGGAGAAGCUGCUGCGCGAACUCAAGACGCAGAACGACAAGAGCAACUACUUCUACCGCGCGGCGAUCCUCUUCAUGGACCUGCUUGUCUUCAUUGCCUAUCUCACGCCCAUCCCGUCGUACAUUGAUGGCACGCAUCCGGAGAACCACCUCACGCUCUUCCACCACGGCGUCCACGUCAUCGGCACCGAAGACCACCUAACCUACCUCCCCGCGUUCCCCAUCUACCUCUUCUUCUUCGCCUGCCAGGGCUACCUUCUCUUCCUCGCCGCCUUUGAGCUGCUCUCGCUCAUGGGCCACGAUGACCUGCUUGCGCGCCUCUCGGGCCGCUCCGCCGCAGCCUACCGCUCGCAUCCCUUCGGCACGGCGCCCAGCUACCUCAUCGGCUCCCUCUCCGAGCUGCGCUGGUCCACGGGCAACAAGAUCAACCUGCACGAACGCGCCGACAAGCCCGCCAAGAUCGGCGGCGACUCCAAGGCGGUUCACGCGAGCCUCUCCAACCCGCGCCUCAUGUACCUCUGGAUGGUCUUCCUCGCCAGCCUCCCGCUGCCGCUCCUCAUCUUUGGCGCGGGCAACUUCUCCAACGCCGGCUGGUUCAGCUUCACCCCGGCCGUUAUCGGCCUCAUGCUCAUCUCCGAAACCUCCAUCCGCAGGUCCGAAAACCAACUCCUCGGUCUCGACGGCCUCAAGUACGACCACAAGUCGGCAUAA
This is a messenger RNA of Moesziomyces aphidis, 810 nucleotides long. The record is from the annotation of a GenBank genome assembly. Lineage: Eukaryota; Fungi; Basidiomycota; Ustilaginomycetes; Ustilaginales; Ustilaginaceae.